Molecule: messenger RNA, 1311 nt
Organism: Acanthosepion pharaonis
Lineage: Eukaryota; Metazoa; Mollusca; Cephalopoda; Sepiida; Sepiidae
Source: the annotation of a GenBank genome assembly
AUGAUUGUCUGCCUCCUUUUUAGCUUGCCAAGAUUUACUCCACUCCAUGAUGUCAUUUCUUUAGUUUUGAAGCUUUGUGGUCAAGGAUGCAGUAGUCGGUGCAAUUUAGAAGUUAUCUUUAAGGAUUACAUUCUCUCUUUCUCUCUAACUUUCUCUCUCUCUCUCUCUCUCUCUCUCUCUCUCUCUCUCUCUCUCUCUCUCUCUCUCUCUUUAAAAUAUAAUUCCGGUCAGGGAAUUUGUAUUGAUAUUUCCUUUGUUUGUUCAUGUCUCCGAUUGUUUUGUUGCGUCUUUUCCAAAAGCGACGCUGAAUAUCUUAUCUAUCAAAAAACAAUAGUAAAUAUUGCUUUGUAUCUAUUAAACUAUCUACUCAGUGUAUUCGUAUCUAUCUAUCUAUCUAUCUAUCUAUCUAUCUAUCUAUCUAUCUAUCUAUCUAUCUAUCUCAGUCUAUUCAGUAUCUAUCUAUCUAUCUAUCUAUCUAUCUAUCUAUCUAUCUAUCUAUCUAUCUCAGUCUAUUCAGUAUCUAUCUAUCUAUCUAUCUAUCUAUCUCAGUCUAUUCAGUAUCUAUCUAUCUAUCUAUCUAUCUAUCUAUCUAUCUAUCUCAGUCUAUUCAGUAUCUAUCUAUCUAUCUAUCUAUGUAUCUCAGUCUAUUCAGUAUCUAUCUAUCUAUCUAUCUAUCUCAGUCUAUUCAGUAUCUAUCUAUCUAUCUAUCUAUCUAUCUAUCUCAGUCUAUUCAGUAUCUAUCUAUCUAUCUAUCUAUUAUACUACAACACUAUCUCAGAAUGUUCAUUAUCUAUCUAUCUAUCUAUCUAUCUAUCUAUCUAUCUAUCUAUGCGUUUUACUUUCCCUUAUUCUUUCUUUCUUUUUUAUCCAUCUGAUACAUUACGUUCAUCGAUAAGCAACGCAAAUUUCUCUUUCUUUAAAAAUGUUUUCCUUUCCUCAAAAUGCUUUCUAUAUUUUUGUCUGUUCAUUAUCUAUCUAAUUCUGUUCAUUAUCUAUCUAUCUAUCUAUCUAUCUAUCUAUCUAUCUAAGUCUGUUCAUUAUCUAUCUAUCUAUCUAUCUAUCUAUCUCAGUUUACAUCUAUCUUUCUUGUUCUGGUCAUAUCUCUCGUUCGCUCGCGUUCUCUCUAUCCAUUCCUGUCUAUUCAUAUUUUUGUCUCUUUUCUCUCCAUAUCUCUCUAUCUAUCUUGGUUUGUUCAUAUGUCUCGCUCAUUGUCUCUCUUUUUCUCUUCAUUCCUACCUUCCAACCUAUUUCUCUAUGUAUUCAUCUCGUUCUGUUAUAGCUUUCUCUCUUCUUAUCUAUCUAUCUAUCUAG